GACACCACAGCAUAGAGAAAAGGAGAGAGACAGGGGAGAGAAAUGGUGCCGGACCCACUGAUACCACAGCAAUGACUUACUACACUCACAGUGUGGAUUACAAAAGUCUUUCACCUGGAGUUUGGAGACACGUGAUUUAUUGAAUUUUGGAAUUGUUUCUCUGGUGGCUAAAUGCUUCCUUUGGGCAAAAUGCACUCCAGAGCAAAAUCACGGAGCUGUGACAACUACCUGUGUAUAAAGGACGCUGAGUCUUUGGACAACUGUAUCCAGAGCACUUUGUCUGCCCUGUACCGUCCCUUCAGUGCCACUGCUGUCACCGUCCUCUGGCAGCUGUUCAGCGUGGUGGAGAGGCAAUAUCGUGGAGACGGACUCCGCUGCCUCAUCGACUUCUUGCUUCCUGCCAAGAGGAUCCUACAGAUCAUACAGAAAGAAACCUGUGUAAAGUUCAGAGGCUUGCUCUUUUAUCAUGAGGGAUGGCCUCUUUGCAUCCAUGAGAAAGUUGUCCUGCAGCUUGCACCUCUGCAUAAAGUCAGAUUAAAGCAAGGAGAUUUCUACCUACAAAUUGUUCCUUUAGGACGCAAGGCUGCCAAGCUAGUGAUAAAAUGUUUGUCGAUCAGUGGGCAGGCCAUUGCAGAAAUCCCUAUUUCAGAGAGCAUGUACGGCAGCAUCUUCACAGCUGAGUUCUUACAGAAUGUAACACGUGACCGAAACCUGCAUCCGCUACAGAACUGUCUGCUUACCACUGGUACGGCUGUGUUCAGGACACCGUGGAAGAACGUGGCCAACCCGCUCUUUGUCAGCAACACAGCAGACGCUAUAAUGCAAGCGCACUGCAGCCGAGGUGGUUUCCGUGCCCAUCUCAGCACUUGCAGCACCAGCGGAUCUACGGGGACUCUGGACAGCCAUCGCAGCUCCAGAGAGUCCCUGCAUUCUCAGGGAGCUGAUUCCAUUUUCUCUGAGCCCAACUCCCCGAACAGAAACCGCAUGGACUCUAGCAGUGAGAGUCAUAGCACCAGCACAGCUGACAAUGCUAUACCCAAGAUUAAAAUAAAAAGUCUCACUGAGGAGUGUGGUACAGGAAAGGGCGGUGAGGACAGCAGUGCAAGAGAGGGAGGACUGGGGUCCAAGAUGCUCUCUUUCAGCACAGACCUCAGUAACCCAGGCCCUCGGCGCCGUCUCCACAGAGACUCUGCAACUUUUGAGACCAGGAGACUUUUCAGAAAAUCUUACAUGGAAGCACUACAGAAUCCCAUGACCCUUGGGUCGAGCUCUGAAUCCAUCUUGGAGGAGAGCUCAGAGCAUAGUGCUACCCUAAGAGAGAGAACUGUGACACCGGGUAACAGUCCCGACACGCAGACCUCCUCCAGAGAACAUUCAUCGCGGAGGUUAGGUAGCCGGGGAUGGCUCAGCAGUGAUGACUCCAGACCCAGCACACCUUUACUUUACUUACAGAGAGGUUUGCGGAGUGCUGAGAGACGAGCAGAAAGGCGCUCCAAGUCACUGGAGAGGACUAACAAAGCAGGCCAGGUUAAAGGCCACCGGGAACGAUCUUCUUCUGGAGGAUCAGCCGGAAUUUCACCCAAAAAACUAAACUAUGCUUUUCGUUUUGGAAAGCUAGAUGUGGAGGCCAUAAUUCCUGGAAUUGAGAGGAGAAACAGCAAGGAUGAGUCGGGACAGCGUAACGACAGCCUGAACAGUGAAAGCAGGCGGCACAGAGCUAGUGGAGAAGAGUCACACAGUCCCAAAGCUGCAAAUGGGACAACAAUCAGAGUGGCCUCGGUACAAAGCUCAUCAUGUGACUAUAAUUUAACCUUCCCCAAACUGGUGUCAGAGGUCAAUCAGGAGCUGCUCACAUCAGCGGCUGUGAUUCUGCCAGGGACCAGAGACCGUAGUGGGAGAGCAGUGGUGCAGGUGUGCACAAGAGCUCCAUUGUGGGCAAGUGAGACCUGCACCGUCCACGAUCUGACGUGCUUACUUAGCUACUACUACUCAACUCUGCGGAAAGAAAGGCGUGAUCAAGGUAUAACUGUUGUAAUAGACUGCAGAAGGCAGCAGCCUGUUCCAGCUCUGUUGUCAUCGCUGUCUGAGUUUCAGACUUUAAUACCACAUGCACUUUACUCAGUUCUGUUCCUGUCGGACAAGGAGGUAGCAAGCAAACCCGAGAGAGACAUCAGUGUACAGACAGAAACCGUGUCAUCUUUGAAGGCCCUGCUGAAGUACAUUGACCAAACCCAGCUCACACGAGACCUGGAGGGCACCUUCCACUACGAUCACAACCACUGGAUCCAGUUCAGACAGAAAAUCGAACCUUUUGCCGCCAGCUGUAGUGCGGCCAUCACCUCCCUUCAGGAGUCUAUUAGCUCACUGAGCGCCAGCAGCAACCUAAAGACCUCUAAGGAGGUGUCUGAGGUGUUAGAAAAGCAGAAGCAUCUCAUGAAGUGUGUACUAGAUGACACCUGUCUAAACCGACUCCGUCUGGAAGGUGGAACUGUACUUGCCCGUAUCAGGAAGGAAGAAGCCUGCGACAAUGAAAACUACAGGGACACUGUCGACAUGUUAAAUGCACUCUACAAUCAAGUAGAUGAAGAAGUUCAUAAGCUUGUGAUCCUUUCAAACAAGUCACAGAAGCAGUUAGAGAGCUUGCUGGAGGCGCACAGGUUUGACGAGCAAACUCAGCAGAUCAAACUUUGGUUCAGUGUAGCGGGAGAGAAGCAGCUUGCGCCUUUGGAAUCAUUAACUCUGUCUGCAGCCAAAAUAAAGGAGAUGAGAGAGAGCAUGAGCCAAUUUCUGGAGGAAUCAGUGAACCAGCAGAGACGUGGCCUGCAGCUGGUCAAAGAAUCUCCAGAGGCCCUUCCAGAGGUUCUUCUCGACUUUAAACAACAUCUGGGGUCCAUUUUGAGCAGAGUUGAGCAAAGGAAGGCCAAGCUAGAUAUCCUAGCCAACCUGUAUGAGUUCUAUGAUUCGGCAAACCAGUGGAUGGAUCACUGUCAGGAUUACUUCCAUCAACUGAGUAUGGCGAGCCCAGGGGGAAGAUUUUCGCCCUCUGUGGUGCAGGUCCUACAGGAUUACUGCACUGAAGCAUCCAAAUUCUCCAUGGAAAACUUCAGCACGCUUAAUGACAUGGUGCUUUCACUGGAGUCUCCUGAGCAGCUGCAGCAGUGGAACGCCGUGUGGCACAAAUGUAAACAGACCAAGCAGCAGCUGGAAGAGACUUUGGCUCGAGCCACGGCAGCAGCUCAGGACUCAACAGCUGCCGAUACGCCGGAUUCUCUGAAGCCUGCAGAAGUUCAGAUCAUCACUCCAGAGCAGCGUGGAGCUAAUGGAUGUGUGCGUUUACCUGGAGCAAUUAAGCCAUUAAAUUUUGAGGACAACAAAAAUCUCUCUGUCAGGCCUUUUUCCAAGAGUCCCACAAGUUCAAUCUCCUCUUCAUCACACUUCACUUUCUCCCCCGACAGCGAGAGCAAACUGAGACAGAGCCCACCCAUGUUUGAUGACACAGACAGCGACUGCACUAUCGACUCGAUCGUCUCCUGCCGCUCCGAGCCCAUCUACUCUGGAGCCUCCCGGGUGCGCAAGCAACCCAUGAAAAAGAUCAUGAAGAAGACCAUGAGCCAUGAGCUAUCCCCGAGAGACAGCACCCACUCAGAUGUCAGUCACAUUCACGGAUAUACAGGCGUCUACAUUAAGGGUUUGGAGGUGACCAAUAACGUGUCUGCAGAGAAGAAGCUGCAGAGACCUGAUGUGAUGAGCCCCACGCUAGGCCGCAGCCGCAGCAUGUCUACGCCCUGCAGGAUCCAUACCAGGCGCAGCGAUGGAGAUGGAAAGAAACAGAGCAGUAAGGUGCAGCACAUCAUGGACGAAAUGAUUUCCACAGAGAGGGAGUACGUUCGCUCACUCAGCUACAUCAUUGAGCACUAUUUCCCCGAAAUGGAGCGCCUCGAUUUGCCUCAGGACCUGCGGGGGAAACGGAGCAUCAUUUUUGGGAAUGUGGAGAAAUUGUGGGACUUCCACAGCCAGUAUUUCUUAAAAGAGCUGGAGGCGUGCACCCAAUCCCCGCUGUCCAUCAGUAGCUGUUUUCUGCGGCAUGAGGAUCAGUUUGGAAUGUAUGCUCUGUACAGCAAAAAUAAGCCGCAGUCCGACGCUUUGCUCAGCAGCCACGGGAACGAAUUCUUUAAGAAUAAGCAGAUGGAGCUUGGGGAUAAGAUGGACCUGGCAUCCUACUUGCUGAAGCCCAUUCAGAGGAUGAGUAAAUAUGCACUGUUGCUCAAAGACCUGAUAAAAGAGUGCAGCCAGUCCCAGGAGCAGGAGCUGAGUGACCUUCGCACUGCAGAAGAGAUGGUCAAGUUUCAGCUCCGCCAUGGGAAUGAUCUGUUGGCUAUGGAUGCCAUUCGAGGAUGUGAUGUGAACCUGAAAGAACAGGGUCAACUCCGCUGCCAGGAUGAGUUCAUGGUCUGGUGUGGUCGCAGGAAAUACCUCCGCCAAGUCUUCUUGUUUGAAGACCUCAUCCUCUUCAGUAAGACCAAGAAGAUAGAGGGAGGAUAUGACAUUUACAUCUACAAACAGUCUUUCAAAACAGCAGAGAUAGGCAUGACUGAAAAUGUCGGUGACAGCGGCCUACGCUUUGAGAUCUGGUUCCGUCGGAGGAAGUCACAAGACACGUUUAUACUCCAAGCCAGCUCUGCAGAGGUCAAGGCAGUGUGGACAACUAUUAUUGGGAAGAUUCUGUGGAGGCAGGCGCUCAGAAACAGAGAGCUGCGCAUGCAGGAGAUGGUGUCUAUGGGAAUUGGAAGCAAACCGUUCAUGGACAUCAAGCCAAGUGACGCAGCUAUCAGUGACAGAGCCAUUGAGUAUACCAUGAAGGGCGCAGAGUCGAGGACGAGAGCGUCCAUCGCAGUGUCCUCAUUUGAACACGUGGCCUCGUUCAAGAGGCCUCACUCCACAAUCUCCAACAGCAGCACCUCCUCCUCCAGCAGCCAGUCGUCCUCCUCCCUGCUGGGCUCCCUCAAUCUCCACCUAUACUCCUCACCCUCUCACCCGCACACACUUUCGCACCCAACAGGCAGCGUUCCCUCCUUUACCCAGUGGCCCUAUGACUGCAUAGAGGAAGAUGAGCUGGAGCAGGACACCGUGAGCCAGCCCUCCAUGAUCAUUGAGAGCUCUGAGACAUCCUCUCAGUGUACAUCCAGUGAAAGUGUGACAGGACUGAAUACGCUCGCCAUACCCGGGCACACCAACGCCACCAUGGACUCUUACAACAACAAUGAGUCCUCUUCUUUCCUCUGCUCCACCACACCUCCAUCCUCCAUAGCAGAGCCCUCGAUUUUCCAGAAAGAUGAAGACCUCCAGCCCCAAGGCACCAAGUUUAUCACAGCAAGCAAGACCUCUCAUAUAGCAGUAGGCCUGUCUACAUUGGUCUGACUCAGAGCUGAGGGGUUUUAGCUCACUUUGAGGUCUGCAGGAGGCAGCAGCUUGUACUUCACGGCGAGGAGACGGGAAAGAUAAGCGGAUUAAAGCUUCACAGCACUACAACUUUAAUGACUAAAAUGCAACUUAUUACAUGACAUUUCGUUACAAUACUGUAAAUGUAUAACUGACACAUAAUAUACGCUGUCGUGAUGGUACGUCAGAGGUCUGUACAUUUUUUUUGUAAGCUAGCCAUGUGUUUAUACUGUAGAUGUAUUUUACAAAACAAAACAUAGCUGACCAAUCCCGACAAUGUUGUACUGUCGCACUUCUCUUGCAGUCAGUCCUUGUACAGAAGAUUAAAAUGUUUUAAACACGUGGUUGUAUUU
Messenger RNA from Neolamprologus brichardi, 5792 nucleotides. It is a transcript of the gene plekhg4b, whose product is annotated as pleckstrin homology domain containing, family G (with RhoGef domain) member 4B. Lineage: Eukaryota; Metazoa; Chordata; Actinopteri; Cichliformes; Cichlidae. Gene Ontology annotation, molecular function: guanyl-nucleotide exchange factor activity. The record is from RefSeq and is a predicted model, not a curated record.